This is a messenger RNA of Opisthocomus hoazin, 1353 nucleotides long. The record is from RefSeq and is a predicted model, not a curated record. NCBI's taxonomy places the organism in Eukaryota, Metazoa, Chordata, Aves, Opisthocomiformes, Opisthocomidae.
AUGGCCAAACUCACUUUGCUUACCGAUCUACCCCACCUCCUCCAUUUCUCUGCAGGCACUGCCUAUGUGCUGUCAUGUUACUUCACCAACUGGGCCCAAUAUAGGCCUGACCUGGGAAAGUUCAUGCCUGACAACAUCGACCCGUGCCUGUGCGACCACCUGAUCUACGCCUUUGCUGGGAUGUCCAACAAUGAGAUCACAACUUACGAAUGGAACGAUGAGACCCUUUACAAAUCCUUCAAUGACCUGAAGAACCACAGUGUAAAACUGAAGACCCUCCUGGCGAUUGGAGGAUGGAAUUUUGGGACAGCCAAGUUCUCCACAAUGGUUUCCACUUCCGAGAACCGCCAGACCUUCAUCAAGUCUGUCAUCAAAUUCCUGCGCCAGCAUCAAUUUGAUGGGCUGGACAUUGACUGGGAAUACCCAGGGUCCAGGGGCAGCCCACCCCAGGACAAGACUCUCUUUACCGUCCUGGUUAAGGAAAUGCUGGCAGCCUUUGAGCAGGAAGCCAAACAGGUCAACAAGUCCCGGCUCAUGAUCACCGCUGCUGUUGCUGCAGGACUUCCUAACAUUCAGGCUGGCUAUGAGAUUCCUGAGCUUGGAAAGUACCUGGACUACAUCCAUGUGAUGACUUAUGACUUCCAUGGCUCCUGGGAUGGACAAACUGGCGAGAACAGCCCUCUGUAUAAAGGCCCAGCUGACACUGGUGACCUCGUCUACCUCAAUGUUGACUAUGCUAUGAACUAUUGGAAGAACAGUGGUGCCCCAGCUGAGAAACUCCUUGUUGGAUUCCCAACCUACGGACAUAACUUCAACCUCCAAAACCCAUCUGACACUGCUGUUGGGGCACCAGCAUCAGGACCUGGGCCAGCUGGACCUUACACAAGGCAGGCUGGGUUUUUGGCUUACUACGAGAUCUGCACAUUCCUGGACUCUGGAGCCACCCAGGCUUGGGAUGCCCCCCAGGACGUGCCCUUUGGAGGUGCUAUGGUUUGGGCCCUUGAUAUGGAUGACUUCACUGGCUCUUUCUGCAAGCAGGGCAAAUAUCCCUUGAUCACCACCCUGAAGAAUGGUCUUGGUCUGCAAAACAGUGACUGCGUGCCUCCGGCUCAGCCCAACCCUCCAAUCACUGAAGCUCCUAGCCAAGGAAGGGGAAGUGGGAGCGGGGCCUCAGGCAGCAAUACUGGUAGCUCUGGUGGGAGCAGUUUCUGCGCUAGCAAGGCCAACGGCAUCUAUGCAGAUCCAACCAACAAGAGCAACUUCUACAACUGUGCUAAUGGUGUAACCUUCAUGCAGAGCUGCCAGGAAGGCCUCGUUUUUGAUACCAGCUGCUCCUGCUGCAACUGGCCAUGA